Molecule: messenger RNA, 348 nt
Organism: Arabidopsis lyrata subsp. lyrata
Lineage: Eukaryota; Viridiplantae; Streptophyta; Magnoliopsida; Brassicales; Brassicaceae
Product: putative glycine-rich cell wall structural protein 1
Exons: 2
Coding region: 1-348 (115 amino acids)
Source: RefSeq, a predicted model, not a curated record
AUGACCAAAGGUGGUGGUGGUGGUUCCGGCGACGGCGGUAGCUUCGGCGAUGGUGGUGGCUCCGGCGACGGUGGUGGCUCCGGCGACGGUGGUGGCUCUAGUGUCGGCGGUAGUUCUAGCGACGACGGUGGCUCCGGCGAUGGCGGUGGCUCCGGCGACGGCGGUGGCUCUGGCAACGGCGGUGGUUCCGGCGACGGCGGUAGUGGUGAUGAUAGCGGCAGUGGUGGCCAUUGGUGGUGGUUAGUGGUGAGGACAAAAUUGAAUGCUAAUGUAAGAAGAAGCUAUGGAUGCUUAAAGUCAGUAACACCCCGGUUUCAAGAAUAUAGUGGUGCAUGCGGAGAAGUUUAA